CGGCGCUGCCCCGCUCGGCUGCGCUCGGCGGGACGCGGCGCGGGCGGGCGGGCGGCCGGGCUGGUUCGGGCCGCGCCGCCCCGCGCAACCACAGCCGCGCUGAGACGAGGGGAGAGAGGGGACGAGAUGGCGUCGUGCGUGGGGAGCCGGACCCUGAGCAAGGACGACGUAAACUACCGCCUGCACUUCCGCAUGAUCAACGAGCAGCAGGUGGAGGACAUCACGCUGGAGUUCUUCUACCGCCCGCACACCAUCACCCUCCUCAGCUUCACCAUCCUCAGCCUCAUGGCCUUCGCCUUCACCAGGGAUGAUUCUGUACCAGAGGAUAAUAUUUGGAGGGGUAUCCUCUCUGUGAUUUUCUUCUUUCUAAUCAUCAGUGUUCUAGCUUUUCCUAAUGGACCCUUUACACGUCCUCAUCCUGCUCUAUGGAGGAUGGUUUUUGGUCUCAGUGUGCUUUAUUUUCUGUUCCUGGUAUUCGUGCUCUUCCUCAACUUUGAGCAGGUAAAAGCUGUGAUGUACUGGCUGGACCCUAAUCUUCGAUAUGCCACAAGGGAAGCAGAUAUUAUGGAGUAUGCAGUGAACUGUCAUGUUAUCACCUGGGAGAGAAUCCUCAGCCACUUUGAUAUAUUUGCUUUUGGACAUUUCUGGGGGUGGGCUAUGAAGGCUUUGCUGAUCCGCAGCUAUGGGCUCUGCUGGACUAUUAGCAUCACCUGGGAGCUCACUGAGCUCUUCUUCAUGCACCUUCUGCCUAAUUUUGCUGAAUGCUGGUGGGAUCAAGUCAUUUUGGACAUCCUGCUUUGUAACGGGGGUGGCAUCUGGUUGGGCAUGGUAGUUUGUCGUUUCUUGGAGAUGAGGACCUAUCACUGGGCAAGCUUCAAGGACAUUCACACAACCACAGGGAAAAUCAAAAGGGCUGUAUUACAGUUCACCCCAGCCAGCUGGACCUACGUCCGCUGGUUUGACCCAAAGUCUUCAUUUCAGAGAGUGGCUGGAGUCUACCUUUUCAUGAUUAUUUGGCAGCUAACUGAGUUGAACACAUUCUUUUUGAAACAUAUCUUUGUGUUCCAAGCAAGCCACCCUUUAAGCUGGGGGAGAAUUCUCUUCAUAGGAAUCAUUACAGCACCCACUGUCAGGCAAUACUAUGCUUACCUCACAGACACACAGUGCAAGAGGGUGGGAACUCAGUGCUGGGUGUUCGGGGUAAUUGCCUUCCUUGAAGCUAUUGUGUGCAUAAAGUUUGGACAAGAUCUUUUUUCCAAAACACAAAUACUGUAUGUUGUGUUUUGGCUUCUCUGUGUGGCCUUUACAACUUUCCUGUGUUUAUAUGGAAUGGUUUGGUAUGCAGAGUACUAUGGCCACCGAGAAAAGACCUUAUCAGAAAGUGAAGACAGUCCAUACAGUCCAGAUGCUUCCUGGCUUCAUUCUAAAUUCAGCAGAGCAGGUCCUGACAAUAGUCCACCAAAACAUUCAGUCAAUAGUGAAAGCCAUUCAUCUAGAAGGAGGAGUCGACACUCCAAAUCAAAAGUAUCAAAUGGAAUUGGCAAGAAAUAAGAAUGGUAUCUAUAGACAUCCUGCAGUGUGGCCAGAAGUGACAAGGAAGAUCAGACAUGGCACUGAAUUACCAAAUGGAAGAUUGAUUUUUAAAUUAAAGUUUAAAAAAGGAGAUGUUGAAGAGAAGGAUGAUGAAGAUGGAGCCACCAGUGUAGUGCAGAUCGUUGCCUGAUGACACUUGCCAUUCACUGAUAUAAAUCUAGUUUCUUCAGUGUGUGGCAUCAAAAGUUGAUGAGGGGUAUAUUGGAAAAAAAAGUCAUUUUAUCAUAGCAGGUAUUCCCUGUUUUGUGUGCAGGUGUUGCAAGGCCAUUUUUAAUAGACUAGUUGAGGAUUUCAACCCAAAGGUUAGUAAACUGAUACUGAAGUUGGUGUAGUUGAUUGAAUUUUUUUUGGUUUGGUUUAUUGUGUUUUUUCUAGAAGAGUAUGCAACCCUUUGACUAAAAGUAGCUCUGCCCUUCUUUCUCAGUCUCACAACAAAACUUUCCCAUGCAACUGUUAGUAAGUAUUUAAAAAUUUCGUAUUGCUUGCUUUUAUUUAAAGGCUCUUUAGCCCUUAUGUCAGGGUUUUACCAGGAAGGAAAUGGGUCCAGGUUUCUUGUAAAGGAUGUGAAAUUGAUCUUCAAACACAGAGAUUUUUUUUGUUCUGUAUUGUCCUCCUGCUUGAGUCGUACAUAUUCAAUUUUUUAAAAUUUUUAAAAUACAUAUAUAAAAAUCUGCGUCAUAGUAGAGGGCCACGCCUCCUGUCCUCAGUGACAAAGGUCAUGUUAUUUCAUUGUUUUUCCUCCUCUACUCUAGUGUGUUUUGCAUUUUCAAGUGUAAAUAUGUCUUUUUUUCAUCUGUGCCACAUUGUGUACAAUGUUUCUUCCUACUUCCUUCUAUUUGCUUCCAUCCUAGCUGGACCCAGAAAUCCUAUUGUCUUCAGACUGAUACCAGAAACUGCUUUGAAGGCUCAGAUGCCCUACUGAGCUUGGUGAUAAGGCAGUUUUUUGCUGAAGCUGAGUUGUUUACUAUCUCCAUAAAUGUAAUUAUUUGUGAAGACUUGCAGUAGUCAUUGGUGUCUGAGCGGCAGCAUGAUGUGAUAGACCCCAUUGCACUGGUGUUUCCUGUCGUGUAUCAGAUACUCAAAAGCCAAGUCUCUUUCUUUUCUUUCU
Onychostruthus taczanowskii (white-rumped snowfinch) is the source of this 2701-nucleotide messenger RNA. It is a transcript of the gene PTDSS1, whose product is annotated as phosphatidylserine synthase 1. Gene Ontology annotation, biological process: phosphatidylserine biosynthetic process. Gene Ontology annotation, molecular function: L-serine-phosphatidylethanolamine phosphatidyltransferase activity. The transcript has 13 exons. Lineage: Eukaryota; Metazoa; Chordata; Aves; Passeriformes; Passeridae. Bases 127 to 1551 code for a protein of 474 amino acids. The record is from RefSeq and is a predicted model, not a curated record.